AUGGACUGCCUGGCGGCGUUGUUCGCCUCACACAUCCGUCCUGGAGAUUGUUAUUGCCUCUUCGGAGCCGUGGGAGCCGGUAAAAGUGUCUUCAGUCGCGCUUUCAUUCGCGCGGUGGCGGAGGAUGACUUCCUUCCGGUACCAUCUCCUACAUUCCUGCUUCAAAACACAUACGACGAGCACCAGGGCCCUCCCAUCCACCAUUUCGACUUCUACCGGCUAACAUCAGUCCAGGACUUUAACCGGCUCGACCUCGAGGGUUCCCUAACGCGCGCGGUGUGUCUCAUGGAGUGGCCCGAGCGCCUGCCCGCACUCCCGUUGCAGUGCCUUGCGGUACAAAUCGAAGUCGUGGAUGAGGACGCGAUAUCAACGCUGCAGGCGCCAGCCAGGUCCCACCGCAAACGCUCGACCACUCCGGCUCGCGGGCGCGCCUUCGCCGUCGACGGCAGCUGCGACAGCGACUGCGAAACCAGCUACAUGCCGCCCGUCGCAUACUCCCCUGAAGACGUCGAGACUGAGGAGGAUGCAGACGACUAUCGGGACCGCCGGCCGCGGCUCGUGACGCUGACCCCGUACGGCAGCUACUGGGAGAGCCGUGCUCGAAGGAUUAUAAGUUAUAUCUCGGCGCACAGCCAUGCGUGUGACGGGCUGGUGGUACUGGGGGUGGAAGAGCCUGCUCUACCCGCGGCCGCGACCGUGCCUGCCGACUCCUCCUCCGGGGUGCCCAGUGCCUCCUAG
Molecule: messenger RNA, 738 nt
Organism: Volvox carteri f. nagariensis
Lineage: Eukaryota; Viridiplantae; Chlorophyta; Chlorophyceae; Chlamydomonadales; Volvocaceae
Exons: 2
Coding region: 1-738 (245 amino acids)
Biological process (GO): tRNA threonylcarbamoyladenosine modification
Source: RefSeq, a predicted model, not a curated record